Molecule: messenger RNA, 1659 nt
Organism: Cyphellophora attinorum
Lineage: Eukaryota; Fungi; Ascomycota; Eurotiomycetes; Chaetothyriales; Cyphellophoraceae
Product: Secologanin synthase
Exons: 2
Coding region: 1-1659 (552 amino acids)
Molecular function (GO): oxidoreductase activity, acting on paired donors, with incorporation or reduction of molecular oxygen; iron ion binding; monooxygenase activity
Source: RefSeq, a predicted model, not a curated record
AUGUUACUGCUCUUGAAGUUAAGCUUCGUACUUGCCUUGGCUCCAGCACUACUGUCAUGCUACAGACUUGCUCAAAACUAUUCUGCUGCUCGCAAGACUGGUCUUUCUGUUGUCAUCAGUCCGUUCAAUCCAUUCAAUCCCCUUUGGAUCCUCACACGACCCUACAUCAACCCGUUGCUGUCUUACCUACCGUUUGGCUUGAGCGAAAUCACACAGUAUAACUAUCUUGGCUUCACAUGGCGAGACCAAAAUCGACUUCAUGCUCGCUACGGCAAAGCCUAUAUCAUCGCCACACCUGACGAGAACCAUCUGGUCGUUGGCGAUGUCGUUGGUUGCGACAAGAUCCUGAAGCACUAUCGAAAUUGGUCCAAGAACAAUCGUUUCAACGACCCACUAAACACGUUCGGCUGCAACCUCGGAACUGUUGAUGGGGAAGAAUGGCAGAAGCACAGGAAGGUGACGGCCGUCGCGUUCAACGAACGCAACAAUACAUUGGUCUGGCAGGAAUCCGUCAAACAGGCGAAACAGAUGCUGUCCACAUGGCUGUCAGCAGACAUCGUUGAGACUACUGUUGAUGACCUGAAUCUCCUGGCCCUCCAUGUCCUCGCUUCAGCAGGGUUCGGGACCAGCUAUGACUUCGACAGUCCUCUCACGAUGCCGGCAUCCGAGCAUACGAUGAGCUAUCGAGAUGCGCUGACAGGUAUUAUGAAGAACAUCUUCAUUACGUAUUUCGCCGCCAAUGCAGGCCUCCUCACCCCAGUACUGCCCAAGACAUUGAGGGCGACUGCCGAAGCAGUUGACGAGUUCAGAUCCUAUCUGCUCGAAAUGAUCAAGCACGAGCAGGCAGCCUAUCGUGAAGGCGAUCGUGCCGAAGCUGCCAACCUGAUGUCGAGUCUGGUUCGCGCCUCUCAAGCAGAGACUCAAAGUGAUAAGGCAAAUUCUCGCCACAGCCUGACGGCAUCCGAACUUGCCGGCAACCUCUACAUCUACAAUGUUGCAGGUUUCGACACUACAGCAGGUACGCUAGCAUACGCAAUAGGACUUCUUGCAGUCAACCCCACGUGGCAGACCUGGCUGCGAGAGGAGAUCAACACUGUCGCCGCAGAGGAUGAGAUCAAGGGUGAUCAGUACCAAGACAUCUGGCCAAGACUAAAGCGGUGUCUUGCCAUCAUGCACGAAACCCUGCGCGUCUACGCCCCGCUGAACGCGAUACCCAAGCACACCAACUCCACCUACCAAGAUCUUCACCUCAGCACCGAAGCCACUCACACCAUUCCACCCAACACAGCAGUCUGGGUCAACAACGCCGCCGUGCAGAUGGAUGAAGCACAUUGGGGCUCGGACGUGCUCGAAUGGCGUCCCGAUCGCUGGCUUGACAAGUCGACUGGAGAUAUCAUUCAACCCGCAAAUAAAGAAUUCCUAGCUUGGUCUGCCGGACCCAGAGUGUGUCCUGGCAAGAAGUUCUCUCAAGUUGAGUUUGUGGCGACGCUGGCCUGUUUGUUUCACAAGCAUAGGGUGGCAGCAGAAGUUAGGAAGGGAGAGACGGGGACUGAGGCUAGGAAGCGAUUGUUGGAGGUGCUAAGAGAUUCUGACAUGAGGCUGGCUAUGAGGAUCAAUCGGCCGGAGAAAGUUAGACUGAAGUGGGAGAAAGUGAUGUAG